Messenger RNA from Botrytis byssoidea, 969 nucleotides. RefSeq lists its product as uncharacterized. The record is from RefSeq and is a predicted model, not a curated record. Bases 1 to 969 code for a protein of 322 amino acids. The transcript has a single exon. Lineage: Eukaryota; Fungi; Ascomycota; Leotiomycetes; Helotiales; Sclerotiniaceae.
AUGGCUUCCUUAAAUGACAGACUCAAAAGCCGCUCAGAGUUUCAUAUAUUACAUAAGGAUGCAAUAGACGCUGAGCUCGAGGAAGCAGGCUAUGACGACUCCAAUGCAUUCUGGCACAAAGCCCGGUUAUUCACGAGAACCAUUGCUAGUCGAUACGCACAAACUGGGCUUACUCAUCCUAUAGAGCUGUACGAGUACGACCUCCGCGAGCUAUGGUAUAUGUGCGUACAAGGAGCCAGACUUAUAGCUGCAGACCACCCUGCGCAAGACAGAUUGGUGAGCCAAGUGCUACAUACAAGGGAGAUGGGUGUUCUUUCUCGGAAGAUUGUGGAUUCAAAGGAGAAGAGGGAUGAUCCAGAGAUGGAAAUAGCAACUACCUCCGAUGGUAACAUAUGGAGCGAUCUUCCUUUCCUCGUGGAAGAAAUACGAGCAGCAUGGGCUAUCUCCACAAGCAUCCCUGCCGCCCAGCGCCACAACCUAAGUGCUUUCGUCGCCCGACUCGCCUCUGUUGGAGUUCGUGAUCCUGAGUUGUGCCUGGUUGCGAUUUGGAUCCUGCGUGAUACCCUUGAGACCCCGCGGCCGUUGACAAGUGGAGCAGAAGCUACUAGCCACGAUUCUGAGAAACGCCUGACUACUAUUGCGGACCUUCUACCCGCCGCAAUAGUGUGGUUUCAGUACUGCGGCCACAAAAUCGAAACCCUCUGCAUUCUGAAUCAGAAUUUCGAAUCCGGUCUUUCAGAAACGGGGGAGUUGGCCAAAAACGCACAGAUUAUGCCCAAUUCGGGAUUUAGUGCAGCCAGGUGGAUAUUUUGGAGGGAUAGGCUUGAAGAGAUCAGUCGUUGUGGGAAUGAAGAGGUCGCACCGCUGGCAUCGAAAGCAUGGAAAACGAUGAAGUUCUGGGGUGAAAGAAUUGAGUCUAUAGAUGGCACCAAGCAGGACAUGGAGUGGUAUUAUAAGAGAAAGCAGUGA